CCCCCGAGCGUUGAUAGUUGGUUUCGUCCAGUGCCCUCCAACCCCUAAUGCUAAUGCUAACGCUGCUGUGCUAAUAACACAGAGGAGUCAGACGGCAUCAUGGUGAACUUUGCAGCAGCGAUCCGUGAACAUUGGGUCAAUAUUUUGGUUCCACUGGGUUUUGUUGUCGGCGUUUAUCUGGACAGAUGGAACGAUCAGAAACUCACAGCAUUCAGAAACAAGAGUGCUUUAUACAGCAGGGAACUGAAACCGGGCGAGCAGUACACCUGGAAGUGAGAUUGCCCUGCAGUGAUAUUUAUUUGACCCUCUGACCCCUAAAUUGUCAGUAUGUUUGUACUGUCUGUUCAGCCACUUUGUCUCUGAUUCCAAGCAUGAUGACAAUAAAUUUUGCAUUUAGUUCUCUUAA
Messenger RNA from Triplophysa rosa, 406 nucleotides. Its product is annotated as NADH dehydrogenase [ubiquinone] 1 beta subcomplex subunit 1-like. The transcript has 3 exons. The record is from RefSeq and is a predicted model, not a curated record. Lineage: Eukaryota; Metazoa; Chordata; Actinopteri; Cypriniformes; Nemacheilidae. Gene Ontology annotation, cellular component: mitochondrion. Bases 100 to 276 code for a protein of 58 amino acids.